AAGAAUUUAAUUAAAUAUGUAAAAACGCGAUAAACAUGAUUAAAGGUCAAACAUUUUCGGUAAAGAAUUAAUGCCCUUUGCUUAUACACUCACACAAAAAACCAUAAAUAUACAAGAAACUCACGAAGCCAUAUAUUCCUUUUAAUCACGAAGAGAAGGAGAACCGAUAAAAAAGUUAUUAAAAUGGAGAACAAGAAUGUGUUUGUGCUGUGUAUGAUCUUAUUAUUGGUGAGCUCAUCGUUGAUGUUUGAGAGAGGUCAUUGCAGAGCUCUACGAUCCAAACCGUUCAGAGAUACCAACGACCAUGAUCAAUCGUCGGCGACUAUGAAGGUGAAGAACAGCUCGACAAGUUUUGCUUUCCCGUUAGCGUCUGGUUCGAGCAGGAGAGGACGUGGUCACUGAUCAACAAUCACUACUACUAUUUUGAUCUCGCCUAAGUGUUUUUUUUUUUUAUAUAUAUACAAUUAGUUUUGUUAGAUUAUAUAGCUUUUUAAAGGUGUAAAUCUAAAGUUUUGUUUCAGCCAAAAAGUAAAAGGAAAGAAUUAUUCAUUCAAGAAGAUGUGACACGUCAUAUGAAGUUUUAAUGCCUUUAUCCAUCCAUUGCAUGUAAAUGUUUGAUUGGAAUCUAUACUAAUAAAA
Molecule: messenger RNA, 639 nt
Organism: Arabidopsis lyrata subsp. lyrata
Lineage: Eukaryota; Viridiplantae; Streptophyta; Magnoliopsida; Brassicales; Brassicaceae
Exons: 1
Coding region: 184-402 (72 amino acids)
Source: RefSeq, a predicted model, not a curated record